Molecule: messenger RNA, 1263 nt
Organism: Procambarus clarkii (red swamp crayfish)
Lineage: Eukaryota; Metazoa; Arthropoda; Malacostraca; Decapoda; Cambaridae
Product: 2,4-dienoyl-CoA reductase [(3E)-enoyl-CoA-producing], mitochondrial
Biological process (GO): fatty acid beta-oxidation
Cellular component (GO): mitochondrion
Molecular function (GO): 2,4-dienoyl-CoA reductase (NADPH) activity
Source: RefSeq, a predicted model, not a curated record
AAGUCAUGUAUAACGUAGCACCAACGAUCACAUAGUGUGCCAGGUGAUAAAGGCUCGAGUGAUGAGUCAGUAGACACUAUGGCAGCGAGCAGACUGAGCGUGUACACUGCUGACUUCUAUAAUUUUCUAAGAAAUGUCAGACCAAUAUUUAGAAUGCCCCUGCAAGCAGUUCACACAUCUGCAGGUAUUCGGGCCAAACAAAAUGAAGGGCCACAAGCAAAAUAUUUCCCAGCAGUAAAGACAAUAAUGCUACCAAAGGAUACUUUCACGGGCAAAAUUGCAUUCAUCACUGGUGGUGGCACUGGUCUUGGCAAAGGGAUGGCUACAAUGCUGAGUGCUCUUGGAGCAAAUGUAGUUAUUGCUGCAAGGCGGCUUUCAGUACUAGAGGCAACUGCAAACGAGAUUUCAAAUGAGACUGGGAAUUGCGUCCAUGCUGUGCAGAUGGAUGUUCGUGACCCAGUAUCAGUAGCAACUGCACUGGAUGCAUGUGAAUCUAAAUUUGGUGUUCCAAAUAUUAUCAUCAAUAAUGCUGCUGGCAAUUUCAUAUCGCCAUCAGAAAGGCUGAGCCCAAAUGCUUGGAAGACCAUCACAGAUAUUGUAUUGAAUGGUACAGCUAAUGUUACUUUGGAUGCUGGCAAACGACUUAUUAAAGCAAAUCAAGGUGGUGUGUUUUUGAGCAUCACAGCAACAUACACACGCAGUGGAUCAGGAUAUGUUUCACCGAGUGCUUCAGCAAAAGCUGGAGUUGAGACUUUAACAAGGUCUUUAGCAGCAGAAUGGGGUAAAUAUGGCAUGCGCUUUAACUGCAUUGCUCCUGGUCCAAUUGAGACCGAAGGUGCAUUCAGUCGUUUGGACCCAAUGGGUGAAUUUUCAGAAUUCUACCACGAACGCAUUCCAGCUGGACGCCUGGGAGAAGUGGAAGAACUGGCUAAUUUAGCUACUUAUCUUGUGUCUGACUAUUCAUCUUGGAUUUCAGGAGAGACUCUUGCUUUGGAUGGUGGGCAUUAUCGGUAUAUGUCGAGUGGUCUCAACCGCCUUUCGAAUGUAACUCCUGAUCAGUGGGAUGUAAUGGAGAAAAUGAUUCGGACAGCUUCAAGCAAAGAUAAGUCAAUGACGAAGGCCAGACUUUAAUCUAUAAAUAGACCGUGAGGCAAGAUGGCGGAGAGUAUCCCAGCCUUGCUGGAGAAUUUAACAUGUUCAAGAGUGUCCCUGAUGAACACUGGGAUAUGAUGGCACAAAUGAUACGUCUGACUAAUGAGAAAG